Cajanus cajan (pigeon pea) is the source of this 354-nucleotide messenger RNA. RefSeq names its product transcription factor GTE12. Lineage: Eukaryota; Viridiplantae; Streptophyta; Magnoliopsida; Fabales; Fabaceae. The record is from RefSeq and is a predicted model, not a curated record. Gene Ontology annotation, molecular function: protein binding.
AUGUCCAAAGAAUGCAAACCGAAGGAGAAUGUGUGUAAGAAUAACAAGAGUCAUACAGUAAUGAUGGAUCGUUGCAAAAAGUUGGAGUGUUGGGUAAUAUUAAAGCGUUUGAUGGUGGGAAGAGAUGGAUGGGCUUUGAAACAACCUCUUGUUGAUGAUAAGUCGAGAUCAAGUAAUAAAGAAAAAAUAAGUUUGGAAAAUAUUGAGUCCAACUUGAAGAAACUCAAGUACUCAAAAGUUGAUGAAUUUGCUAAUGAUAUGAGGCUUGUGUUCUCUUAUGCAUUGCAAUACCCUUCAUGGAGUGAAGUUCACAAAACUGCGAGAAGAAUCAAAGACACUUUUGAGCUCUCAUGA